AUGAAGACCACUUUCCUGCUAAUUUUCUUCUGGGGGUUCUCCUGUGCUCUUCCUGUCACCAAAUAUCCAAACACAGAUUCUGAGAGUUCUGAAGAAUUGAAGGAGAGUAGUGAGUCAUCAGAAGGAAGUAAAGAUAGCUCAAAGGAACAGACAAAUGAGGACAAGAUGGACUACAGUGAUAGUACUGAAUCAGAGGAAGACUUGGCCCUUAAUGAUCAAGAGACUGGUUAUAGACUAUCUGACAGCUCCUUUAAGAGUGGAAUAAAAGACGAUGAUAAGAAUGAUGAUGAAGAUGACAGCGGAGACGACACUUUUGUUGAUGUAGACAAUGGCCAGGGGUCCAUGGAAAGGCAUCAACAAGAAGGUGAAACCACCUGGCCUGGAAGUGAUGAUGAUUCUGAUAGUACUCUACACAACGAAGAUAGUGCCGCCGAUGGGGAAGAUGUCGGUCACCAUGCAGUCAGUCGUGAAAGCAGUCAUCAUGACAGCAGAAGCCUUGAAGAAGAGGAGAAUGAAAGUCAUAAGGUCCAUGACAGCGAUAGCGAUGAGUACACCGUGGGAGUAGGAAGUAAACAAAGCUAUAGCAAUUCCAGAGAUGAUUCUUCAUUUGAUGAUGAAGGAAUGCAAGGCGAUGAUGCAGACACCAUUGGGAGCAAGGCAGGUAAUUCCAGAACGAUCCAUUACAGCGUCCACUCAAAGAGAAAGAUUCACAAGACAAGAAGUCAGGAGGGGAGUAGACAAGAUUCAUCGGAUGUGAGCCAAUUGGUGGGGCAGCUUGGCAGGAACUCCUUCCAAAAGGCACGCAUCUCAGAGGAGGAUGACUGGGAUGAAAACAAUGAUAGCAACACCGCGGAAGAACCCACGAGUGAUUCCACCGAAAAGAGCCAAUCCCGUGAAAACAGCAACAGCCAGUCUCAGGAAAACAGCCAAAAUGUGCGGGAUCUCAGCAGGGAGUCCAGACCACAUGACAACGAUGAUUCUCAUGAAAAACAAAGUAAAUCCCAGGAAGAGAAUGAAAAUGUUUCACGGGGUGAUAACCCUGACUCUGAUAGAAAGAGUGUCGGUCUAUCUGAAGUUCAUAAGGAAGACAGUAGUAAUUCCUCUGAAGAGAGCAAUCUAUCCACAUCCUCCAAAUCAGAUAGUGAAUCUAGAGAGGAACAAAGCGACAGUGAAUCUAACGAGAGUGUGACCACCUCAGAGGAAAGCAAAGAGUCAACUGAGGAUGAAGACAGCUCCAGCCAGGAAAGCUUCCAGUCUCAGAGCUCAUCCAUAGAGAGCCAAAGCGCUUCCAAGGAGGACAGUGGGGAAAGGAGCUCUGAACAGCUACAAGGAGAGGGAAAUACUCAAUCUGAAGAAAGAGCAUUUCAGGAAAGCAGUAAGCUUAAAGAAAACGUGAAUUCUCACGAAAGUCAAUCAGUUAGCGAUGAAGAGAGCCUGUCCAGAAGCAUAGAGGUAGAAAGUAGAAAGCUGGUAGUUGACAGUUAUCACAACCGACCCACCGGAGACCAUGAUGACAAUGACUGCCAAGAUGGCUAUUAG
Molecule: messenger RNA, 1539 nt
Organism: Vombatus ursinus (common wombat)
Lineage: Eukaryota; Metazoa; Chordata; Mammalia; Diprotodontia; Vombatidae
Gene: DMP1
Product: dentin matrix acidic phosphoprotein 1
Exons: 4
Coding region: 1-1539 (512 amino acids)
Biological process (GO): extracellular matrix organization; ossification
Cellular component (GO): extracellular matrix
Molecular function (GO): extracellular matrix binding
Source: RefSeq, a predicted model, not a curated record